Phyllotreta striolata is the source of this 3023-nucleotide messenger RNA. The record is from the annotation of a GenBank genome assembly. Lineage: Eukaryota; Metazoa; Arthropoda; Insecta; Coleoptera; Chrysomelidae.
CGCCGAGUCCUUCGUGUAAUUCGUGUUUACGAAUGAAUGUUGUUUAUGUUUUGAUUAUGGCGCCCACGAUGUGAAUCACUCGUUAAAUUAUUUAAAAGUUCCACAAUUAUUUGUUGAGCAACAUCGACAUGCCGCAAAUGGACUGUUUGAAAGGAUUCAUGGAGGUGAAGAUGCCGUCGAAGACCAAACGAGGAUUCACACCGUGGAAGGCUUGGAAGAGACAGUGGUGCGAGAUAAAGCGACUGGACAGCAUCCAGAACGGGGUGGAAUUGAAAUUGAGGUCUAACAAGGACGGGAACGUGCUCAAUUCGUUCGUUUUGCCGAGAUGCUCGUUGAUUUGCAGAACGGAAUCGAGAACCAAACAGCACGCAUUCGGGGUGUUCAAUUUGGGCAGGAAACAAAAACCGAUUGUAUUUCUAACGGGCAAUUCGGAGACCGAAUCGCAGAAUUGGAUGUUCUCCAUCAGGAAAAUGCUCUCCGUCGCCUCGUACUUACCCGUCGAUAACAGCAAUUUUCGAGUGUCUUUGGUAGACAAUCAUCAUUCGAGAGCGGCCGGUUUAUUAGGCACCUUCGGCGUGUUAAGCGUGAAUCAACAAGACCUGAUCAUCAGCGAUCCCUGCACGGGCGAGCAGAAAAUCGCCUGGAAAUGGUUCCAUUUUCACCAAUUCCAUCUGCAAGCGCCCCUAAACUCCGGCGACGAUCAGAAGAUCAUCGUCAUGCACACCAGCAGCGAGUUCCCAGCCGGUCCAGGGCAGCUGUUCCUCUACUGCAAACACGCCUCGAAGUUGCUGCACCACCUGGUGGCCAGAGGCCAGUUUCUGAAGACCAAAAACCGGCUGAGCCGCAGCGAGGGCGACCUCUGCAACGCGCUGAACUGCUCGUUUCAAUCGGACAGUCCGGUGUGUUUGAGGAGCCAAACGGGCAGCGAGGAUUCCGGCAUUCGGGCCUCCAUCGUCUCGGACGAUUCCGAAUACCAAUUGAAAUCGAAGGAUACCAGCGUUUCUAGUAUUAGAAUGGACGUGGUAACCAAAACGCCGGGCGGUAGCGAAACUGAGGAUUCCUCGCAGGAUCUACUCAAUCCCCAACAAAGACACGGUUUACCGAGAAACGAGUCGGGUAUAUCGUUGGCGUCGGGCAUUUACGAGGAAAUACCGGACGAUCACGAAUUCACGCCGAAGAGCUCGAAGCACGCCAGCCACGUUUACGAAAAUCCUGCCGAGGUGAUCUUCGAACUAAGGAAGAGAUUCUUCGCUCCACCACCGUUGCCUCCCAGAUCAACCGAUUUCGGAUGGAUGAAUAAAAGGGAUUACGGAACGCCGCCGUUGAAGCCGCGCUGUAACACGAUGCCGGCUCAGGAUCUGUCGAGGAUAUCGAAGAUCUUCACGUCGGAAUCGGACUACGAGGUGAUGAGUCCGAGCAAGACGUUGGAGGUGGCUAAGAAACCGUGCGUGGAGGAUUUCUACGUGCCGAUGAUGCCGCUCAAGUAUUUGAAACUGAAGACUGACAGUAACGUUACCGUCGAUCUCAAGAAGACUUGAAUUGUUUUGGUGUAAUUUAUUUUAUGUAUGAGCAGAGUUUCGUGACGGGCCUUUCGAGAGCUACAAUGCGACGUAUUUUUGUAAACAUCGCGGUUUUUUUUUUUCGAGUAAUUUUUUUUGUUGUUUUUAGCGGUAUUUUGAAAGGGACAAAAAUGUUGUUUGGAUCUGUUUACAUCGUAUCGAUGGUAUUUUUUUUAGGCAAUUUUUUGCUUUCGACAUCGUAGUUAGUAUUAUAGCGUAUCGAUCAAAUCUAUGCGUGAGCUUGUUGUGUCCCUUUGUUGUUUUAUUUUAUUUUUGUAUGACGAGCCUGCGUAUUUACGUUUAGGGUAAUUGUUUAGGUAAAUUUUCGUCGAGAUUCGUUUUUAGCUUAAUGAUGUGUUACCAAUGGUUUUAUGAGAAAACUUUUUCGAUGGUGCUAUGCUAUAACUGCCAAACUGUAAUUCUGACGAUAUGUUGGAUGGUUUAAUAAAUUUUUUAUAAAAAUAUUUAACGAAAUGAAUAUUUCUCCGCGACUGUUCGAUAUAAACGCGUUCAAUUCUAUGAGUUGAACAAAGAGAUAUAUUAAACUAACAGUUAGAGUGAGAAAGUUGCAAUGACAUAUGUCAUCCUUUCUCGUUAACCUGUAGAAUAUUUUUUCAAGAGUUAAAUUCGUAUUGAGAAACUGCAAAUGAUUAGCUUAAAUUAUUUUAUUUAUUACAUGAUGGUUUUACAAUAAAAUUAUGUUUUUAUUUACCUAUGAAUUUAUCGUACUGUGAAUUGUACCGCCAUUUAAAAAAAAAACGUUGACACAUCUCCCUAUUUCCAAUGGAUUUCACAAUACGAUUUUAGUUAAAGGAUGAUUUGCAUACGAUAUUUCUCCACCAAUCGUAUCGUAAUUUACAUUUUAGGUCUAAUAUUCUAUUUUUCCACCAAUCACAAGCUAGGAAUUUAAUGUCUAAUAAUUCACUACAAACACCAAGAGUUCCGUUAAAGUUGCGUCUCUUGCAAAAAAUUUGACCCAAGAAACGUCAAUUAUGACAAUUAUAUAAUUAAAUGUCAAAAAUUAAUUUAUUACUGAUAGUGUGUGAUAAUGAUUCCAUAGACAAAAUGUAAGUUUUAAAAAUCAAAAAUCGUAUCGUUACAUAACAGAAAUAUUUUCUUUUGCUAAUCUAUCAGUAAUUGGUUUUAUGACAAUACCUGUAGAACAGUCGCGGAGAAAGCGCAGCCUUCUAUGUGCAUUAUUCGCCCAUUUUGUCCAACACUAGCGAAUACUAAUCCUAGUAACUCAUGAAUAAUGCCCAUUCUGUGUUGGUUACGAAGAAUCAUAUUAUUUUAGCGAUUAAUUAUUAUUAUGUUUGGUUGUAAUAAGGAAAUGCCUCAAUAAUAUUCAAUACAUAUCAGCUGCCUAAGUUUAAUGUGAUCAAUGUAGCUUUUGUACUUUUUAUAUGACUAAAAUUAAUUCGCUUUUACUAUGGAAUUUUGAUAUACCUACUUUUUUUAUACGCG